AUGAGAGUUGCGCCGCUUCUCACUUUGCGGGGCUGCAGUCCCGAGGCAUCCCAGGGGGCUGCCGUGGGGGCGGCUGCCUUCCUGGCGCCUUCGCGCCUGGCUGUAGGCGACACCGAGGGGAGAGUGUCUGUUUUGGACCUCGACACCAGACGGCCGUGUCUCGUUCUUCCUCCUUCGGACAAGGCCAGCGGAAGUCCCACGGACCCGGCAGCCAGGCGCGCGUCUCUCUCUUCUGCCUUGUCGUCUUCCUCCUGGUCUCCGUCCCCCGUCUUGCUUCUUGAGGCUCUCGGCGGCCGCACGUUGGAGUCGCCUGUUGGUGCACGUCUACCCACAAAGCGAUGCGAUGGCGAGGACACAGGUGUGGGAGGCGGAGUGACAGGCGUGGACAAACUGCUGGCUCACCAGCGGUCUUCCGCUGUGACCCUGUGGGACUUGGAGGCGCUGCGAGAGGAGCAGAGCUUCCGGACGGGAUCCUUCUCGUUUUGUCGUCUUGCGGUCCUUGGCGAUCCUCACAGCGGGGCCGAAGAGGCAGAGAAGGCAACGAGCGACUGCCAGAGAGAGGGCCCAGCGGAAUGUCCGAGCGAAGACUGCGGAGCGGAAUCCCUUUCCAGCUCCUCCACUUUGUCGCCUUCCGAGACGUCCUCACUGACUGCGGCGUUUUCCUCCUGUCUCGCGUCUCCGCCGCGCGCUCCGCCGCCUUGGCCCCAGUCUGCCGCCUCGACGGCUUCUCCCAGGCUCCCGCUCCUCGCCUGUCCGGUCGCUGAGGCUGAGGCGAUUGGCAUCUUCGAUCUCCGCGCGCGCCAGCAAACAGCCGUUGCGCGGCCUGCGCUUCUCCUCAAAAGGUCCCCCUUCGCCUCUCGAACUUCCGUCCCCAGCCUGCCUUGGGGGAUGGUCCAGGCGAUAGCCCACGUCCCGAAGCUAGCGUCGCCCCACAUUGUCGCCGCGUAUGAGCGCCCCUGCGUGGCGCUUUGGGAUCUCCGCCAGUCUCGCGCGCCUCUCUCUUCAGCGCCGCUUUCUUCUCGGGACGCGUCCCCUCCCUCUGCGCUGACUGUGCACCGCAACCAGUGCUGGGUAGGCUGUUUUGACGGCGAGCUCUCUGUCCUAAAGAUCCGCAAGUCCGGUGACCUCCACCUGCAAACGACUCUCCAUCUCUUUCCCGAGAAGAACCCAACGGGCCUUGGCUCCGUGUCUCUCGCCUCCACGAAGCUCUCUGCGCCCAGUCUCCCGCACCCUGAAGGCGACUUGGCGCGCUCGCGGCUACUGCUUUCUGCGGCCUUCCGGCCCGACGGCGCCGUUGUCGCGGUCGGCGCGAGUGACGGGGGCGUGCGUCUCUUCGAGGCAAAAAGCGCGCGGUGUCUGGGGACCUUGGAGGCCUCGAGGGGGUCGGCGAGCCAGGGCGACACGGCAGGCACAGCGAGCGUCAUAGCCUGGUGUCCCCGCAGCGGCGUGCUCGCCUCCGGAGGGGGUGUCGGGGGCCGCAUUGCUUUGUGGGGACUCUACACGGAGACCUUUCGAUCCGCCGAAAGCGCGGCGACACAGGCUCAGUAA
Molecule: messenger RNA, 1548 nt
Organism: Neospora caninum
Lineage: Eukaryota; Apicomplexa; Conoidasida; Eucoccidiorida; Sarcocystidae
Exons: 1
Coding region: 1-1548 (515 amino acids)
Molecular function (GO): protein binding
Source: RefSeq, a predicted model, not a curated record